Molecule: messenger RNA, 1341 nt
Organism: Vanrija pseudolonga
Lineage: Eukaryota; Fungi; Basidiomycota; Tremellomycetes; Trichosporonales; Trichosporonaceae
Gene: rrp8
Product: Ribosomal RNA-processing protein 8
Exons: 2
Coding region: 1-1341 (446 amino acids)
Biological process (GO): rRNA methylation; ribosomal large subunit biogenesis
Cellular component (GO): nucleolus
Molecular function (GO): rRNA (adenine) methyltransferase activity
Source: RefSeq, a predicted model, not a curated record
AUGUCGCUCUUCGCCUCGGCCUUCGACUCUGGCGCACCAGCCGGCCCAUCGCGCCCGCUCUCGUUUGGCGGAUCGCCGGCCACCAAGGCCGCCGGCGGGAAACGCAAGCGCCCGUCCCUCGGCGACGGCAAGGCCGACCAGCUGCGCGCGACGCAGGUCAACCUCGAGAAGCUCAUGAGCCGCGUCGACCGCGGCGAGGUCAAGGAGAAGCAGGGGGCCGAGGGGCUCGGACAGGGGGCGAAGAAGGGCAAGGGGGCGAAGGGGGGCAAGCAGCAGCAGCAGCCGGCGAAGCAGGCCAAGCCGCAGCCAAAGCAACAACAACAGCCCAAGCAGAAGCAGCAGCAGCCCAAGCCCGACGCCUCGCCCAAGGCCAAGAAGGCGAAGCACGACGGCGGCAAGCAGAAGCCCGAGGGCGACAAGCCAAAGCCCAAGGGCGACAAGCCAAAGCCCAAGGCCAACCCCAACCGCCCGGCACCCGUCGAGCUCCCCCUCCCCGAAGUCGCCUCGGCCGCGGACGACAACCUGACCGACAUGCAGCGCGCGAUGAAGGCCAAGCUCGAGGGCGCACGGUUCCGGUGGAUCAACGAGCAGCUGUAUAGCACGAGGUCAGACGACGCAGUGGCCAUGAUGGCGAAGGACCCCAAGAUCUUCGCGGACUACCACAACACGCACCGCGCGCUCACGGCAGGCUGGCCCUCCCCUCCCCUCCCGCACAUCAUCGCUUUGCUCGCCCCGCUGCCGAAGGCCUCCGUGAUCGCCGACCUCGGGUGUGGUGACGCCGGACUGGCACGCGCGCUCGUGCCGCAGGGCAAGGUCGUGCUGUCGUACGACCUCGUGGGCGACUCUGGCGUUGCUGGCGCCGACGAGGAGCGCAGUGGAAAGGGCACGGACGGGUGGGUCGUCGAGUGCGACUUCCUCACGCGCGUGCCGCUGCCUGGCCGCCCGGGCGGGCUGGCAGCCGAGCCCCAGCCGAAGAAGAGCAAGAAGCGCGACCCCGCCGCGGCGGAGGUCGUCGACGCCGUCGUCUGCUGCCUCUCGCUCAUGGGCACCAACUGGGUCGGAGGCAUCUACGAGGCCGCACGUAUCCUCAAGCAAGGGGGCGCGUUCCACAUCGCCGAGGUGACCUCGCGCUUUGUCUCCACGGACGAGUUCGUCGCUGUGGUUGAGAGCUUUGGCUUGACGCUUGAGAGCCAGGAGGAGCCCAGUACCCACUUUACGCUCUUCCGCUUCACCAAGACGGCGGCCGUGCCGCUCGGCCCGGCGCGCGGCGAGGCCGGCUGGACAGAGCGCGUCGCUGCCGGCGAGGACAUUCUCCGUGCAUGCGUCUACAAGAAGAGGUAG